Entrophospora candida is the source of this 1839-nucleotide messenger RNA. NCBI's taxonomy places the organism in Eukaryota, Fungi, Glomeromycota, Glomeromycetes, Entrophosporales, Entrophosporaceae. The record is from the annotation of a GenBank genome assembly.
AUGGGUGUUCCUAAGAAAGCAAAAUUAUCAAAGAAAGCAAAAAAAGGUUCUGACGAUGACUCAUAUCAGGAAGAAACAAAUGAUUUUUUAUCUGGAGACGAUAACAAAAAAAAGGUUAAGAAAUUAAAAAAAGAUAAUAAUGACGCGGAAAAAGACGUAAAACCUGAACAAAAAAAACUCUCAGGACAUCUAAAUAGACCUGGCCCUUCUGCGCUUGGAUCGAAAGAAUUACCCGAAGGAGAAGAAAAUUGUCUUCAAUUAUCAUCUAUCACUAGGGAAAAAGCACAAGAUCUUGUGAAACAACAUGGAGGAAGAGUCACAACUUCAAUAAGUAAAAAAACUAGCUUUGUUGUCGUUGGAGAAGAUGCUGGACCAGCGAAAUUAGAAAAGAUUAAGACACUCAAGAUCCCAACAUUAGAUGAAGAUGGACUUUUCAAUCUAAUCAGGGAAUCACCUGGAAAUCCUGAACCAAGCUAUGUCGAAAGUUCUACUAAAGUCAGCAGUAGUAGAAAGGGUAAAGCAGCUGUAAAGUUUGUUCAAGAACCUAUUGGACAAUCAUUAUCAUCUGAAACAACUGAUUCGAAGCACCUAAUAUGGGCUGAUAGGUAUCGGCCUACUUCUCUCGAGGAAUUAUGCGGAAAUAGUACUUCUAUAAAAACUUUGAAAGCAUGGUUGCAUGACUGGGAAACGAAUUUCAAAUUAGGUUUUAAAUGUAAAACCAAUGGUAAAUAUCCUGCUGUGUUGAUAUCCGGUCCACCAGGAAUUGGAAAGACAACUGCUGCUCAUCUUGUUGGUAAACAUGAAGGCUAUGACAUUAAAGAAUUCAACGCUAGUGACGUUCGUAAUAAAAAGACCUUGGAUUUGACUAUCAGGAUUGCCACCGGCAACAUGUCUAUUGCUAGUUUUUAUAAUUCAAAUGAUACAAAUGAUGCUACUAAAGAGGAGCCUAAACCACCACAUACCAACCGAACUUUAAUAAUCAUGGAUGAAGUUGAUGGAAUGUCAUCUGGUGAUAGGGGUGUUGAUGAAAUCAUCAAAGGAACAACCACGGAUAUACGUCAAGUCAUGAAUUUAUUAUCAUGUUGGAAACUUUCAGAAGAUAGCAUUGAUUAUAAUCAAGGAAAACAACUAAUAAAGAACUCGGAAAAGGAUAUAGUCUUAAAUAUUUGGGAUGUGGCAGUAAAAUUAUUGGAUCCGGUCACCUGGUCAUCUAGAAACGAAGUCUCAUUAAAUGAGAAGUUGAAUCUUUAUUUUCAUGACUCAGAUUUGACACCCUUGAUGAUACAGGAUAGGAAUGUCGAUCCAGAACUUCUUGAAGAAUUUGCAGUGAUAAAUAGUUUAAGCAAGGCUGCUAGCUUCAUAUCUGAAGGAGAUUUAAUUGGCGGAAUGAUACAUGGAUCCCAACAACGAUGGUCCUUGAUGCCUUUUCACGGUAUGGCAUCAACUGUAAUACCUAGUUAUUAUUCUUGUGGUAGAGGUGGUGGUCUUUAUCAAUUCCCUAGUUGGUUAGGACAAAAUAGCAAAGCACUGAAACAUAAAAAAAUAUUGAAAAGUAUUCAAAGCAAAUUAAGAUUAAAAUGUAAUGCCAAUAAAGAUGAAAUUAUUCUAGAUUAUAUUCCUGCCUUGCUUACAAAAAUAUAUUACCCUUUAAUUGGUGAUAAUGUGGUAGAGGAUAUUCAAAAAGUGAUCGAUUGCUUAGAUGAAUAUAAUUUAACAAAAGAGGAUUGGGAAUCCAUUAUCAGGUUGGGUAUGAGAAGCCAAUUUGAAACUGCAAUGAAAAAAAUUGGCUCGAAGACUAAAACCAAUCUCACCAGAAGGCUAGUAUUAUUACUUUUUUGA